AUGCUAAUAGCUGCCCCAGAGGCGGGGAAACCGACGCCCCCGGCGGGGAAACCGACGCCCCCGGCGGGGAAACCGACGCCCCCGGCGGGGAAACCGACGCCCCCGGCGGGGAAACCGACGCCCCCGGCGGGGAAACCGACGCCCCCGGCGGGGAAACCGACGCCCCCGGCGGGGAAACCGACGCCCCCGGCGGGGAAACCGACGCCCCCGGCGGGAAAACCGACGCCCCCGGGGGGAAAACCGACGCCCCCGGCGGGGAAACCGACGCCCCCGGCGGGGAAACCGACGCCCCCGGCGGGGAAACCGACGCCCCCGGCGGGGAAACCGACGCCCCCGGCGGGGAAACCGACGCCCCCGGCGGGGAAACCGACGCCCCCGGCGGGGAAACCGACGCCCCCGGCGGGGAAACCGACGCCCCCGGCGGGGAAACCGACGCCCCCGCUGCCAUAUACAGCCACUGUCACAGAGAAGGACAAAGGUGCCCACAAAAAGCAAGGCAACAUUGGUGUUUGGAGGCUGGUGUAA
Schistocerca serialis cubense is the source of this 525-nucleotide messenger RNA. RefSeq lists its product as uncharacterized. Bases 1 to 525 code for a protein of 174 amino acids. NCBI's taxonomy places the organism in Eukaryota, Metazoa, Arthropoda, Insecta, Orthoptera, Acrididae. The record is from RefSeq and is a predicted model, not a curated record. The transcript has 3 exons.